UAAAUUCGUGGGUUUAUUACAAAAGUGCUUAUUAAAAGUGUGCAAAAGUGAUGGCAACCAACGAGGAGCAGCGAGAAGCUCUGACGGCAGAGUUAAAAGCCAAAGCAAUUUGUCGCUUUUGUCUUUCUCAAACGACCGACGAUCUCACUAACAUAUAUGCAAAGAAUAGUCCGGUUAAAUCUUUAUUCCCGCUGCCGGUGGAAAUAAUGGCUGUGGCCUCUAUAGAGGUAUUUCUAAAUGAUGGGAUGCCUUCAUCGGUAUGUUUGAAAUGCCGUUUGACAUUUGAUUAUUGCUAUCGCUUCAAACAAAUGUGUAAGAAGGCCGAAAAUUUAUUAACCCAAGUUCCACUUCUUGGAGAAUGGCCUGCCCCCUUAAUAAAACCAAUUAUACCGAAGGAACUUUUACCAAAACCAAUCACUCCGCACAAAGAGGAUGGACCGAUAGUACAAGAAGUGUAUAUUUUGCCUUCAGCUAGUAAAGAACAGCUGUCGCCAUUGAAAUACGGUGCUAAUGUAGGCGGAUCAAAGGCAGCUAGUGUUAAAACAUACACUUCAAUGUCAACGCCUAGAAAAAUACUUAACUCCAAUCCUGCCGAUUUGCCGGAGCCGCCCAUGCCAAUGCGUUUUAAAAAAGAGAAUCGCGAUGAAGCUUUUUGUUUCCUAACAAAAGUAGAAAAUAACGAAGAAAUUUCUUUAGACGAUGUGCAACGUUUAAUUGCUUCUGAAGAACUUGAAUUCACCACAAACGAUGUGGCAUUCAAAGAAAUCACUCUAACUACUCCAGAUACUUCAACUGUGAAAGAACAAAAAAAUAAACCAAAAGUUUUAAACAAAUCUUCCAUACGCAUAUUGAAUAAGGAAGCUGAUAUAGAACUGGAGCCACGACUUAAACACCCACAGCUGAAGAAAGACAAUUAUGGCAAUGUUUCUAUUGUUACUGAAAUACUCGAUCCAAAUGAGCCCUAUGAACCUGAACCAGAUCCCAUAAAAAAUGCAGCUCCCGUUCAAACAAAUGUUUUCCCAUGCCCUCACUGUGAGCGCACAUUUCCCUUGUUGCAGCUACGUGACAUCCAUGUCGUGAACCACACACGUGAACGUCAUUUUCCAUGUACAGAUUGCAACCGUUCGUUCUUUUCCAAAUAUGACCUUCAAAAGCAUGCCCCAAUACAUACGGGCGAACGCAAGUACAAGUGUACAGUUUGUUAUCGAGGUUUCACUAGACCUGCACUAUUGCAUAGACAUGAAAAAAUACAUACCGACAUACCCAAAUUUCUUUGUGUAUUUUGCGAGAAGACAUUCUUGUCCAAGGAUGAUAUGGAAAAGCACACUGAGCGCCAUCGUAAGAACAGACCAUUCAAGUGCAAAAUUUGCUCUAAAGCAUUCGCUUUUAAGCAAGGUUUAGAACGUCACGAGGUAGUGCAUUCCACCGAACAGCCACAUCACUGUCAAUACUGUGAUAAAAGUUUCUGCACACCUUCUAAAUUAGCUCGUCACCUGGUAGCACAUGCAGGAGAGCGACCGUUUCCGUGCAAAUUUUGUUCAAAAUCAUAUUUGCUAUCGCAUCACUUGUCGCGCCACAUGCGUACUCAUAAUGAAAGCGUUGUUAUGUAUUCAUGCAACGAAUGUCAAGAGCAAUUCAAGACAUGCAACGAACUCGUUUUGCAUUGUACUGUACAUGCAACUAUAACACUAACUUGCCCCCUAUGCCAACAAUGCUUCGAAGAUGUUGCAUCAGUAACAGCCCAUAUUAAAGAACAUACUAAUAAUGACGCGUUCGCUUGUGAAUUCUGCGAUUUAAUCUUCCUUACUUAUAAUGAAAAAAAAUAUCAUGUAGAAACAGCUCACCCCUCAGAACUAGCAGCUUACGCCGAAGAUGAAAGGAAAAACCAACGCGAGAUGAAAAAGGGAAGUGAUGAAGAGUUAGAUGAAGCGAUGGGGGGGUUUAUUUAUGAUAAUAUGCCCACAGGCAAUGAAUUCCCUACUACAACCAACGCUGGUGAAGUUGCAGCCGAUGUUAGCCAACAAACCGUUGAAGUAACUAAAACAGAGAUUGCCGAAGAAGAAUCACAUUACGACGUGGAAUACCUUAAAUUAGAGGAACUUGAUAAUGCGAUCGAUACGGAGAUACUUAACCAAAUGCUCGAAGACCAUGAACCAGUUAGUAAGAAAAUUAAAGUUAAUGACGAAAUUAAUGUAGCAAACGAAGUUGUAAACAAAGAUGUAACAAUGAAACGCGAACUACCAAGCGGCAAUGUAGAAAAUAUAGCAGAAAACACUCGAAAGUCACCUAGAAAUGUCGGUGCGAAUCGAAGCUCAGCAAAUAUUGGUGUAUCUACCACAAAUCAAGUGAAAGUAGCGCAGAAAAACGACAAUGUCGAAGGUAGUAUUGCUUCCACCAGCAAAGGUUCAAAAACUGCACACCAAAGGAAGACCACAAUAAGGAGAGGAAGCACAUCGACUGCUAUUGUAUCGGCAACACCAGAUACAGACAAAUUGAUCGCAGGGACCGAGACCGAGCAUUCGGGUAAUAAGGUUGUCAAAAUGAAAUUUAAUGAGAAAAGGAUGAGAGUACAGAAAAUUGUUGUCACAAAAGCAGAAGCCGCAGCUAUGGCUAAGCAAGGACGUUUACGCAUCAAGGACGGAAAUUUGAUCCUUACACAAAAAUCAUCAAAAUAAAUUAAUGAACCAUCUUUAUAUACAUUCAUAUGUACUAUCUGAAUUAAUAUUUUGGUUAUAUGUUGCGAAAUUAAAUAUAAGAAUACUUACAAUACUAUUACAACUUUGUUGCCAACUUGCUGGUGCACAACUGGAAAUCUGCUGAAAUGCUGAUGUAGGCAGAAUCGUUUACUUGCAGAACUUAUGCUCCUUCAUAAAAAGUAACCGUUUUUGCUCAAAUACUCUAGGGACGCCCAAAUUUCUGCGUAGAUCGUGAUCUUUCAUAAAAAGUAACACGGUCUCAUUUGAGGCCUGAGGGCCACAGUAGUCUAAUAACAUUUCAAAACAAGUUGAGGUGCAUCUUGAUAUGGAUUACUAGAAUUGGCACGGUAAUUGCUCCAGCCACGCCUUUUUAGUUAUCUUUUACUUUUAUAUGUAGCAUCACGUAGGAGCAAUGAACUUUUUAGUAAAAACCCGAAUUUACCUUUAAUACAUUCUUCUUUCUCCUGUUAUUUAAAUUUUUUUUGUAGAUAUGCCCGCCGAAACAACGACUCCCCCUCCACCCCGUGGAUUUACCGGUAGAUAGAACCGCCCGUCGUGAAAGUGUCAUAUGUAUGUGCUCUAGAAGAUGUGGAAGACAUAAAUUCCAGUUUACAAAUUUUUUAUUGCACAGGUGUCUCAUACAAGAGUAUAUUGCUGAAUGCAUCUUAAGUCUGAUUUUUCAUGAAAUCUAUACAAAAGCUACCU
Rhagoletis zephyria (snowberry fruit fly) is the source of this 3401-nucleotide messenger RNA. RefSeq lists its product as uncharacterized. The record is from RefSeq and is a predicted model, not a curated record. NCBI's taxonomy places the organism in Eukaryota, Metazoa, Arthropoda, Insecta, Diptera, Tephritidae. Gene Ontology annotation, cellular component: nucleus. Gene Ontology annotation, molecular function: zinc ion binding.